ACUAAAAACCCAAAACCUAAACCUCUAUUUCUCUAAUUCUUUCCCAGGCUUCCAGCCUCCCAACAAACCAAUCACUCCCAGACUCGCCGGAUUCAGUCGCCGGAUUCCGUUCGUGGCUUUUCAUUGCUAUCUGUGGUUGGGUCAGCUUUCGACAGCAAGAACAUAGCGCGCAGGAGCACAGCGUAGUACCAAAUCAUUUUUCAUUAAACCCUCUCACACUCCCACAAAACCCCGUCUUUCUAGUUUCUUCCCAAGCAUUUUGCAAUAAAAAAUCUCGCUUUGAUCGAAGAUGGCGAUUCUGCGAUCCAAUGCCAUUCGAAAUGUACUAAGAUUUGUCCAGCUUCAGCAUCAUUCCUUUGCUCUUGGAAGCUCAAGAAGUUACUCUAAUGGUGUUAUUAUCGGGCCUCAAGUUAGCUUCUGCAGGACAUAUUCUUGCAUAUAUGAGAGUCAUAACUAUCCACUGACUCAUGGCAGAGCAACGGUGCUUCGCCCUACAAUGGUUGCUGGGUUGCCAGUGUUUCUUCAUGAAGCUAGACUGAUAACAACUCAUGCAAAAGCCCCGCCUCAAACACGACAAAUGGGGGCUAUGCAAGUCGCUAUGCUUAGUCCUGGAUUUAUCUACGAACCAUAUGCACCUCGAGAACCAAUCUCAUUCUUAAAAAGGUGGUUCACUAGAAAUGGAUGGAGAAGAACAAAGGAAGACAUGAUCUUAGAGCUCAAAAGCGCCUAUGCUGUUUCCAAAUUGAGAAAAUUUGGGUAUUCAAAACAGGGGUUCUAUAGAGAGGCUUUCAAAUUAUAUAAAGAGAUAAAUGCACAACUAGCACAUGGUGAUAAAACAUCACUGAGGAAAUCAGUUACGGAGAACAUGUUCUCAGCCCUGAAAAAUGAUAUUAAACAAAGAGAAGCUAUGUGGAGCGAAGUCUACUGGGACAUGAUUGAACCAGCUGUCAGAAUACGAACUCUGCGAGCUAGACUGAUAGGGGUUGACCGCAGCGACCUUAAAAAAGUUUUCAUACAGCUCACUCUCGAGUUUCUUACGAAGCAGAAGUUUGAGGCCUACAAUUCGAAAGGUGCUAUUGUUGCGGGAGAUAAAAAUAAAGAGGUACUUGUACGUGAUAUAUGGGUAUUUGAGAAGUCCCUUUAUCACACUGGAGCAUAUUGGCGGCUCUGUGGACGAAUUCCUCCUAAAUAAUUUUACUACUUGUUAGCUUCAUUUGUUUGUUUUGACAUGUACAGUUGCAAGGCAAAAUUUGCUGAUGCCACACAAUUUUGUAAGUUGAGCAUAUGUUUCUAUUGCUUUACAAGUAGGGUAUUAAUCAUUUAAAUCUUGAUAAUGGCAUGGACCCCUGGAUGUUGGGUUUUCGGCAGAAGUUGACACAAUAACACUGUCCCUUGUCACAAAUAUUUCCUUCCAGGCUGUAUAAUUUAUGAGUUUGAAAUGCGUUAUUAUAGUGGUUCAAAAAUUCUGCA
Beta vulgaris subsp. vulgaris (sugar beet) is the source of this 1470-nucleotide messenger RNA. RefSeq lists its product as uncharacterized. NCBI's taxonomy places the organism in Eukaryota, Viridiplantae, Streptophyta, Magnoliopsida, Caryophyllales, Amaranthaceae. Bases 290 to 1192 code for a protein of 300 amino acids. The record is from RefSeq and is a predicted model, not a curated record. The transcript has 13 exons. Gene Ontology annotation, cellular component: mitochondrion.